Molecule: messenger RNA, 984 nt
Organism: Mytilus trossulus (common blue mussel)
Lineage: Eukaryota; Metazoa; Mollusca; Bivalvia; Mytilida; Mytilidae
Product: metabotropic glycine receptor-like
Exons: 5
Coding region: 1-984 (327 amino acids)
Source: RefSeq, a predicted model, not a curated record
AUGAACCUUAAACGUAGAGUUUCGGUGUUGGUCUUUACCUGUCUUAUUCUGAUGCAUGGAACUAUUUUUUUCGUAAAAGGUGGACAGUUAGAAGCAAUCACUGCUCUUAAUAUAAUUGAAAAUACUCAUACAGACAUGUGCUCUGGAUCUGCAGCUAACCUUAACUUAACAUUAGAUUUCACACGUUGGAAUAAAUAUACAAAUUUAGCUAUAUAUAAUGCUAAUUACAUGACUACAUUAAUUUACCAGAACAAAGGAACAAUGGAGUCUAUUCCAGAUUUAACAUUCUUUAAUUUAGCCAGAAAUGUUGUUAUCACAGGAGCACCCAAAGUUUUUAGUUCUGGUCUUGCGUUUGAGUUAGGUGUAUUCUUAAGAUACAAAGAGUUUGCACCUUAUGCAUAUUAUAAAAAUGGAGUCAUUCGUCUUUUCGAUUUAUCGCUUUCUUAUGUGUAUCAAACAUCAGUUGAUGCAGAAUGGUAUUACAACUUAAAGUCAAGAAAUUGGGAUAAUGCAUCGUCAAUUCUAACGGAAACACACCAAAGGAAUGGCAGCACGGACAUUCAAGAUGAGAAGAUCGUGAUGUAUUUUGGACAAAAAGAAGAUGGACACUGGAUUAAACCUUAUUUUGAUUGUGGGUUUAGUAAUAUUUGGUUGGUUACAUUUUCUGUGCCAAUAUUUGGACAAGAUCCCUCUGGAAAGCCCACAUUCAAAGGUGUUGCAUUCAUAGAUAUGAACUUAAACGAUACUGAUAUCAAUCAAUGUGAACUUGAUGACGAUGAUGAAUCUAUUGAUAUAUUCUUAAAUAUAUUUAGAGGCACUCACACAUGUCUUCCCGAUACCAAGUGCCAGUUCCAACCUGGAUUAGGAUUUAGAAAAGGUGGUUACAGUUGUUUGCAGGUGGAUGGCUCCUUUUCCAAUAGCGAAGGAAUAUUAUUAGUUAUUCUAUUUGGCAUUGGUUUCCAGAUAUUUUUGACUGCUUGGUGA